Messenger RNA from Fomitiporia mediterranea MF3/22, 441 nucleotides. RefSeq lists its product as uncharacterized. Lineage: Eukaryota; Fungi; Basidiomycota; Agaricomycetes; Hymenochaetales; Hymenochaetaceae. The transcript is spliced from 3 exons. The annotation marks the transcript as partial. The record is from RefSeq and is a predicted model, not a curated record.
AUUUACCGGCUUUACAUGGUUUGGGGAAGAUAUGUUCGCUUGCUUCUGCCUGCUGUAAUCUUUUUAUUAGGAAGCACUGCUUGUGGAACGAUGGCGCUUGUUGAUGCAGCACGUGUAUCGCCUACUACAUUAAUCUUUAUACCAAAACUUAAGCAAUGGAUUGUAUCCUUCUUCUCUCUCACUCUUUUUACAAACCUUACUUGCACGGCACUCAUAGCAUUUAAAAUCUGGUGGACUGGACGUCAGCUGCAGAGUGUCAGUCCACAGCGAGUACACUCACCAGUUCUUGCUAUUGUCGUUGAAUCUGGCAUGGUGUACUCGACGGCACUCAUAUCACUAAUGGCAGCAUAUGUCAGUGGAUCUUGGGGCCAUUAUGUUAUCCUUGACAUGAUGGCGCAAAUAAUAGUAAGUCGCCAGGAAAGCCAAAGUUUGCCGUUCUAA